CGGCGGCGGCGGCGCUGGGCGGGCGAGACGCCGGGGCGGCCGGGGCGAGUGGCCGCCGACCUUCAGCCCCGCCGCCCCCCCCCUCCGCCGAGCCGAGCCGCCCGGGGAGAGACCAGGAAGGGUGAGCGCUUCGUUCUUGGAGCGAGGGUGCGCCCGGGCGUCCUCCCUGCGGUCCCGUUACGCAACGCCGGCCCCGCUCACGGGGAUCUCCCAGGUGUGUGAAUCAACCCGUUGUCACUGAAUCAUCGCUUUAAUCAUACAAACUUGACAAACAUUGUAUGCCAGCUUGUGUCAACAUCAGAGACAAGAAUUGGACUGCUGGCAUCCAGGUGCAGUCUUUGGGAGAGGAAAAUGCCUCUGGGGCAAGACUGAGGUGUUCCUGAUCAACCAGAUCUUUCUUUUUAAAAAGAAACUUUGGUGGGUAAAAGAUGUGCCAUGGAAUGGUAGCACCAAAGAGCAACACAGGAUCGUCCCUUGCAUUGACUAGCCAUGGGUUAUUUCUUCUGGUAGUUAUCUUUGAUACCUUUGUCUUGGAAGCACAGGCCACAGGUUCACUUGGCAAAUCCAGAGGACCUGCAUAUUGUCCCCAGCCACCGCAGCCUGAAAAUGGAGGCUAUAAAUGCCACCCCAGCCCCUGCAACAACCCUCUGACUGCGGGCACAGUCAUAGAGUAUAUGUGCAGUGAAGGUUACAUGCUGAAAGGAGAUUACAAAUACCUGACCUGCAAGAAUGGAGAGUGGAACCCAGCCAUGGAAGUCAGCUGCAGGCUUAGCCCGGAAAAGGACUCUCCCCCAACAAUUGGAGUUCCCACGCUGUCCAUAGUAGCCUCCACUGCAAGCUCCGUCGCCCUGAUUCUGCUCUUAGUUGUGCUGUUUGUUUUGCUGCAGCCAAAGCUGAAGUCGUUCCAUCAUAGCAGACGAGACCAAGGUGUGUCUGGAGAUCAGGUCUCUAUCAUGGUGGAUGGUGUCCAAGUGGCCUUGCCAUCCUAUGAAGAAGCGGUGUAUGGCAGCACAGGGAACUGCAUUCCACCCACAGACUCACGAGUGCAGAUCGUGCUCUCAGAGGGAGCUGGGCAGAAUGGAGCCAGAGAGACGCAGCAGCAGGACCAAGGGGCUUGCAAUAGCUUUGAAAGAGAAGAUGAAGCCCCCGGACAUUCUGGACUGUGUGAAGCCAGUGGCUCUCAGCGCUCUGAAACUGUUCUUGUGCAUCAGGCUGCUACCUCUUCCUGGGUAGCUGGCAUGGCUAGCAGUAGACCUGUUCACAAAGAGGUCCAAGAUUCAGAAAGCAGUGACGUACAGAGCCUUUUAUCACUCACUUCCUCUGAGGAAUACACAGACGAUAUUCCCUUAUUGAAGGAAGCAUGAGGCCUGCUGUGUUUGUCUAGCCUUCUCUCUCUUGGAUUUCUUCCUCCUCCCCCUGCCUUCGGGACAGAAGCACUCUGUGCAGCCUUCCCUGUCCUUGCGAGCUGUGCCCUGGAUUACCUCCAAGUAAAGAUGCCCUCAGCUGAAGAUCCAAAGGAUGUUGCCAGAUGUUGCCUCCUGGAUGCACCAGUGGAGUUGGUGCAGCGCUGGCUUCCCCAUUCCAUCUGCAUCAGGGGCUCAAGGAACAGAGUGGAUUUGAGCUCUCCUCCCUUCUUCCCCAGCCAGAUGUUUGACAGCAGUCUCUGAAGAGCUGCUCUUUUCUUGUGCCUUUCUCCUCCUCACACCGGCUUGUUGCAGCUUAUCAGCGCCUCUAGCCCUUCUGCUGCCCAGAAUAGCAGGGGUUAAAACUACUCGCUCACCGAGCGCAGGCACAGUUUAUAUAUGCGUAUAUAUGUUAUACAGCUCUUCUUCCAGCAUCCUUGUUGUGAUAGGGCAGGACAAAACGCCUCACUGGGACUGAAGCUGGGCUUGGGAGGGAUCCCGGUUAUGGCAGCUCAUGAUGCCUAGAAGCGCCUCAGAUGAGGUGAGCUGUGUGACAACUUGGCUGUGCAAUAACAGUUCAUGGAGAAUUGGUAGAGCACUAAAGGCUGAGAAGUCUGACAUGUAGGAAUGCCCUCUGCCCUCUUGUCAAAAACCAUCUCUGAAGGAGCCCAUUCCUGAAAAGUCACUCGUGUCCUCCUUCCUUCUCUACCUGUGCAGCCCACUUGGUUAUGCUGUGGUUCUAGAAGCUGGGACUGGGACUGUACCACUUUGGUCUGGUGCCAGAGCAUCUCCUGAUGUUAGGUUGUAGGAGAGCCUUGGAGAACGACCAGUGGUUAGCAGGGUCCAGAAAGCUUGGAGGAUGUGGCUUUCAGUUAACGAACCCUGUGAAACUAUGAGUUAACCCCACUCACUGAGGCAUCAGAACUGGAACCAAACUUGUGGCCCUGCUCUUCUGAAUAAGCUGUGUAUCUCAAACCUUAUUCAGUUAAGGUAGUUCUGCACUAAAGCUUGGGUUCCUUUUGAUCAGAUAUUUAGGCAGGGGUAGCGCUUUCCAGUUGUAAUCUGGAAGUGGUUCUGGUGUUUGAAAAUAUCAAGAGAAAAAAAUGCCUGUAGGUAAUGAAUGGCUGGUGCCAUUGGUACAAAUUUCCUUUCUAGCCACACUAGAUACCUUGGUACUUGAAUCCUGGGUAGUUACCAUCUCAGAGGCUAGUGUAUCUUCCUAGUUCCAUACAGCAAGAGUCUGCUGUUAAUCCUAAAGGGCUUCAGUGGGCCCCCAGAGAAGGGCGGCUUCUUUUUGGCUGAGUGUAAUCAUCAUUUAUAAAGUCUCUGCUCACUACAACACAGUUGCACGUUGCUGUGAUGGAAGGUCGACAGCAGUGCCAGAGGAUAUGAUAGCUUAUUCCUGAACCUAAGUUUGGAAGAUUUGUUCAAGUUAUGGCAGCAGGGAAAAGAAAAUCCAAAAAUACGUAUACCUCUGCCCGCACAGUUGCGUGAGGCAGAUCAGGAUAUCCUGAUUGCUGUUAACUGGAAGCCACAUUCAUCUGGGGUAGGUGAUUUAAUCACAAAAGCAUUGUGGUGGUUGUAAGGUUCUUAACCAGGAAGAUCUGGACAUGUGUUCCCUGGGAUUGGUUUCAGCAAGAAGAACUGGCUUCUUAGGUGUAUGUACCUUGUCGUAACUGUCUUGAAGUAACUAGGGAAAUGUUUGCCCUGUGAGAAGCUGCUAAAGUUUUGAGUUGAAGGAGCAAAAUAUCAUGGCCUUACACAUCAUAUGGUAAUGUGCAGGUAAAUAAGGAUGCUGUCUUUGCUGCUUUGCUUUAGAUAUAUGAUCUUCUCUAUCCUCACCCUUGUUGUUUCAGAAACAUACUGUCACAGCACUUGGUAAAAGUGACACAACAUCUUUAUGUAUAAAAUCACUGUAGCUUAGCUCCAGUUCCUGGAAAUGGGGAUUGGCCAUACUAUCCAGCCAUGUACGCGCUGCUUCUGUUCCUGAUUAGCUGUUAAGUCCCAGGACACCUGGGACAGUGCGUGCCUGUGGAUGGAAGAAUCCUAUUUUCCCCAUCCUUGAGGGAUGUUAUUACUUUACAAAAUACAGUAUUGUAAACUUCCUUCCCUAUUGCUCAUGUUACCUUGCAUUAACACAAGGAUCUGAUAAAUCCAAUUCAGGUAUUUUUUUGUUCAGUUUGGAUGAUGAAAAUCCCAUGUAGUUUUACAGUGAGCUGCAGUGACUCAGCUUCAAACACUGUGGAGGCAAAUGUUGUUUACUCAUCUGCUACUGGAAUUCCAGAAAAUAAUUGUGGGGAAGUUUGUAUUUUGUUAACUCCUACCUUGGAAAUAAUCUAAGCUUGAGCAAAUUAUCUCAUUCACUGCUUCUAUCAGGGCAGAUGGAAGGCAUUAAGAGAGUGUAGUGGUAAGACUGAGGGUGUGUGAAGGGAAGAGUAUGUGACUUCUUUUCUGCUACCUAACCAACUGAGAGCUGGAGGAGUUGCUUUUUACGCAUUUAAGGUCCUGUCUACUCAAACUGACCCUCAGCAACCAAGAUGUAGAAGUCGGGUACGUGCUGUCAUCCUGCAAGGGACAGUCCUUUAACUCAGUGUUAGCAUUGGGUAGGUGAAAUAAUUCUGUAACUCGGCUGGAAUCAGAUCCUGAGGCCUGACCUUGCCCUGGAUGGGCGCCUGCUCAGCCAGGUACCAUGUGGCGCUGCUUCCUCUCCCUGCUACUGUAUCAUAAGCAGCUGCCAGUUUGAGAGAGAAAAAUCAGUUUGGGUGGGGAAGAGAAGGGAGCAAGCUGCACAGAAGAAGGAGUGCUUUAACUUUGUCUCAUUUUUAGAAAUUCUGGGUAAUGGCGUUACUAAUAAGGGGGUGGAAAUGCGGAGGUGGAGAGAAAUGUGCAAGAGUAGAUCUUGUGAUCAGGCAUAAACAGGCAGCCUCUCUUGGCUUGCCAAGAAAGUAAACCAGCAGCUCCCAGGCCAGUCUCUUCUGUGCUGGCUGGUAACCCCAGGUGGUGCUUCCAGCGCUUGCAGAAGAGCCUGUUCCCUGCAGCAACACCUGUGGGAAUGGGCACCAGGGACCUGUGCAAGCCAGAACAUGAAAAACAAUUCGGGGGCAUCACAUUCCUCUCACCCACAUCCUCAGCUUUAUAGUUAAUUUUUAUAUAAAAUGAGGUGUAAUGGCUGGGGAGGAACCUGAGAGAUAUCUGUGUGACAAUUUUUUCAAGAGGGAGCGGGGAGCAAGGCCUCACUUUACUGAUAAUCAAGUCAUAGUUACUCAAGCACGUUCGUUAUAAUUCUGUGGAGGCUGAAAGGUCUGGGAGUCUUUUGGGCAGAGAUUUAGGAAAAACUAAAUUGCACUCAGUACUGUCUUUACCUGCGGAAGCAAGGGCUGAGGCUUAAAGAUCCCUCCGUUGUGAGCUCUGCUGUGUCUUGGGAGUAUUCAUUAUAUCUAAGCAAAGACUGUGUCCUGUUUAGCUGUUGCCAUAAGUGGAUGCUGCCCAGAUCUUCAGUGGGGCAGAUAGGGGAGCACAGGGGCUCAGCCUUGCAAGAUAUAACUCAGUAAAUUAUUGGGUUUUUUGUUUUACUUUCUUUUGCUGAUGAGGCCACAGCCUCCUUGCCUUUUAUUCCUACCUAUGUCUGGCAAAAGAAUUCAAGGGCGACAUUUCUUCUUAUUUAACACUCCCGACAUAACCAUCUUACAUUAUGUCAUACGUGCUGGAUCCUGUGAUAUUCAAGAAUAUGAAAAUGAUUUCAUUACAUCGGAAAAGUAAAAGUAGCACUUAUUUUAAAGGUUUCUGUUAUUUUUUUGGAGUCUGAUAGGUUAAAAAAUUAAAAGGGCAUUUCAGCAAUUCAAAGUACUAUGUGCAAUAGAAAAACCUCCUUGCUCUCUUUUGGUUGCGUAGGUUUAAAAAAAAAUAAAUGAACUGCAAGCUGCUGCAGUGUUUCCAGCCCAGGCAGUGCAGAGCUUGGAUCAGCCUGAGAGAACCAGACAUGAGGCUGACAGUAACCCCUGGGGAAGCAGAGCGCUCUCCUGUCAGGAUCUGCAUCAUGAAGCUCAGCUCAAAUGAUUGUGUCGGAGCCUCCUGCCACCUUGAGGGGCGUCAGCAGCAUUGGUGAGAGAGAAGUUUUGUGCAUUCUGGUUUUAAAUAGCUUGUACCUCUCCAUCAUUAAAAAAUGGAGUCGAGAGGAGAGAUGUGCUGCAGCAUGUGAGCCUGUGGAGUUGUUGCAGAGUUAAAACCUCAUGACUUUGAGAAAGAGAAGAGCUUAAUGCAUUUUUAACCUUUUCCUUAAGCACCAGGGAACUUGCUGUUUAGAAGAAUGCUUACUCGGCAGCAUGCUGCUUGUUGUUCACCCGUUGGACAUCUCCCCUGAGGUUUCUCCUGAGCCUUUCAGCUACAGUGUGGUGAUUCUUUUAAUGCAUUGGAGCCUGUAUUUGGCCUUUAGCACAUGGAGAAGUUGGAUGUGUUAGGAAGAAAUCUGUUCCACUUGCCUUGGGGGAGACAUCCUGAGAUGCUCCCAGAGAGGGGUAACUUGGGUCAGUAUUGAGGAAUGGAACUAAAAGAGCAACAGGCUCUGCCAUUGGAAAUAAUGUGAUGCCUAUGUCAUUUGCAGCACAGAAAAGGGAACACAAGGCCGGGGGGGGUAAGGAAAAGUUAUGACUGAAAACAGGUAAUGCCAGCUAAUGGGCUUAUGCAUUCAUGACUGGGUUGUAAGGAGGCUUGUGCUUUGGUUAGAUGAUUUAGCAGACACCAGCAGGCUUGCUGUAUAAAAAAUAUUAACGUUCAACUGGUUGGACACACUGAGAUUUCCUUGUUGACCUUUUUUGGAACAUUUUUGCAAAAUGUGGUUUUACUGUUCCGAUAGCAGUUCUUUAAAAAAAGAAAUAAUCUGCCUUAUUACUCUGUCCACAUAACUAAUUAAAUCAAUUUCACUUUCUGGUUUCUGUAUAUAAAUGCAAUAAAUCCCAUCCAUUUUGCACAUCCUGCCUCACCCUUCAGUCCUUACCAGGGAACUACAGGUUGAACUUGCUCUUUGUGAAAACCUUUGUUUGCAAAACUUCAUUAGAAAACGUUCAUGACACACCUUAAAAGUGCAGAGAGGUUUCCCAGAGCAGGCUUCAUUUUAAGGCAUAU
Messenger RNA from Cuculus canorus (common cuckoo), 6524 nucleotides. It is a transcript of the gene SUSD6, whose product is annotated as sushi domain containing 6. The transcript has 9 exons. The record is from RefSeq and is a predicted model, not a curated record. Lineage: Eukaryota; Metazoa; Chordata; Aves; Cuculiformes; Cuculidae. Bases 429 to 1364 code for a protein of 311 amino acids.